This is a messenger RNA of Hirundo rustica (Barn swallow), 1500 nucleotides long. It is a transcript of the gene PYROXD1, whose product is annotated as pyridine nucleotide-disulphide oxidoreductase domain 1. Lineage: Eukaryota; Metazoa; Chordata; Aves; Passeriformes; Hirundinidae. The coding region runs from base 1 to 1500 and encodes 499 amino acids. The transcript has 12 exons. Gene Ontology annotation, molecular function: flavin adenine dinucleotide binding; oxidoreductase activity. The record is from RefSeq and is a predicted model, not a curated record.
AUGGCGGGGCCCGGCGGCGCGGCGCGGACCCGGUUCGCGGUGGUGGGCGGCGGCAUCGCGGGGGUCACCUGCGCCGAGCAGCUGGCUGUAGAAUUCCCAUCAGAAGACAUUUUUUUAGUGACAGCUUCCCCGGUUAUAAAAGCUGUAACUAAUUUCAAGCAGGUCUCCAAAACACUUGAGGAAUUUGAUGUCGAAGAGCAACCAAGUUCUCUAUUAGAACAACGAUAUCCCAAUAUUAGAGUUAUACAGUCUGGAGUAAAACAGUUAAAAAGUGAUGAACAUAAAAUUUACACUGAAGAUGGGAAAGAAUACAUCUAUGAAAAGCUUUGCCUGUGUGCUGGAGCCAAACCAAAAUUAAUUGUUGAAGGGAACCCGUAUGUAUUAGGAAUCCGGGAUACUGACAGUGCACAGGCUUUUCAGAAGAAUUUGGCUCAAGCUGAGAGAAUAGUGGUAGUAGGAAAUGGUGGGAUUGCCCUCGAAUUAGUGUAUGAAGUUCAAGGCUGUGAAGUAAUCUGGGCUAUCAAAGACAAAGCCAUUGGGAACACUUUCUUUGAUGCAGGAGCAGCUGAAUUUCUCCUUCCAAAGCUCACUGCUGAAAGCCGAGAGACUCCAAUUGGGUGUAAAAGAACCAAGUACACCCUGGAAGGAAGUGAGGAAAAAAGAAGACCUACAGGAGCAUCUGACAAGCUGGGCAGUGCCUUAGGCCCUGACUGGCACGAGGGCUUACACCUUAAAGGGACUAAGGAGUUUUCUCAUAAAGUACAUAUUGAAAUACUGUGUGAAGUAAAGAAAAUAUACUUACAGCAAGAAUUUAUCCAACUGCAGCGGACUUCCUUGACUUUUCCUAAAGGAGAGAGAAACUUAGAAGCAGAUGAGGUGCUGUGGCCUGUAUAUGUGGAAUUAACUAAUGGAAGAAUUUAUGGAUGCAAUUUCAUUGUCAGUGCAACUGGAGUUGUGCCAAAUGUUGAACCAUUUCUUGAUGGCAAUAACUUUGCCGUGGGUGAAGAUGGGGGACUGACGGUAGACAAGCACAUGCACACGUCGCUGCCAGAUGUGUACGCAGCUGGAGAUAUCUGCACAGCGGCGUGGGAGCCGAGCCCCGUGUGGCACCAGAUGAGGCUGUGGACCCAGGCUCGGCAGAUGGGAUGGUAUGCAGCAAAGUGCAUGGCAGCAGAUGCUUUAGGGGAAUCUAUUGAGAUGGACUUCAGCUUUGAGCUAUUUGCUCACAUUACAAAAUUUUUCAAUUACAAGGUGGUGGUUUUGGGGAAGUACAACGCUCAGGGCUUGGGCUCAGACCAUGAACUGAUGCUGAGAUGUACCAAGGGACAUGAGUACGUUAAAGUGGUGAUGCAGAAUGGCCGAAUGAUGGGAGCUGUGCUGAUUGGAGAAACGGACUUGGAAGAAACCUUUGAAAACUUAAUUUUAAAUCAAAUGGAUCUUUCAGCCUAUGGUGAAGAUCUCCUAAAUCCAGAUAUUGAUAUAGAAGAUUAUUUUGAUUGA